Messenger RNA from Canariomyces notabilis, 2270 nucleotides. RefSeq lists its product as uncharacterized. The record is from RefSeq and is a predicted model, not a curated record. The coding region runs from base 430 to 2019 and encodes 529 amino acids. NCBI's taxonomy places the organism in Eukaryota, Fungi, Ascomycota, Sordariomycetes, Sordariales, Chaetomiaceae. The transcript has a single exon.
CCUUUUGUGUUGGACUCGCAUCAAACUUCGAAGUGAAUGUGAAUGCGCCACAUACAACGUAUCAAAACACCUGAGGACAGUGUGGGCCGGGUAUUUAGGUCCAUAAGAUCUUCGAAGCCCUUCUUUUGCCUGGUGAGCAGAGAGAUCCUUUGUAUUUGUACGUCGAAGUCAUGGAAUCCGAGAUUCAUCGAACAUCAUGUUGUGCCACCAACCAUGCACCGUUAUCUAUCCUCUGAUGUUCUACAAUACUACCAUAGCCGGAAUCAAACUGCAAUUGUAACACAAUACUCCAUAUACUCCAUAUAGACAAGUCUUCUUGCCUACAGAGGGAAAGAGCCCAGAUGCUAGAAGUGGCAGGAAUGGCCUGGAUGAAUACCACUGUCGUGCUACUUGCAAAGUUGCGCUACGUGUGAUCCUAACUUUUGAUUGAUGCAUAGAUAUGCUUUUUAUCGGGACUCUAAUGAUUUCCUGUUAAUUAGCGGAUGCCUCUUCCCGAGCUUAAAGCUGCCCCACUGUCGCCAGAGUGUCGUCAACCAUCAAACUGCAGCUAACACCGUCGUCAACAGACACAUCGAGACCAUCAACACAAUGCCAGACGACGAGCCCUCGAAAAACCCCUUUGUGCGCUUCAAGCAACACGUCGACUCGAACAUUCAAGCGGGCGUCAACACCGUUCUGUCCCUCCCGUCCACCCUCUCCCGCACCAGCAACAACGACAGCAAUUAUCCCGACACUAGCGACAGCGAAAUGACCAAACCCACAGACUCCUGGCACCCGCCUUCCUCGCCGUCUCCCACAACUCCCUUCGACAACCAAAUAUCAACACCAACUGCACAUCAUGAUGACGCCCUUCAGCCCUCCCCGCAGCUCGAAGCCGCCAUCGACGCCCUUCGCGGCGGCUCCCACGCCGACGCGGAUCUCGCCUGGCGGCUUUUCCUCACACGAUCGGCCUACUCCCCAAUCCGGCUGCAUCGUGAGCUGGGUUGGUCUCCGCAGCCCAAUGACAACAACACCAACAGCCACGAGUACUACCCCGCGCCAUCCACCUCGACGGGCUGGCUAGAUGCCUUUGAGGACUUGCUGCUUGCCAGCUCGGGCGCCGAGAUGGCCGAUCUGCGCGAGCGGAGUCUCGCCUACCCCAGUCCGCCGCGGACCUUGUGGCAUGACCUGGUGCACUGGGGAGGAGGAGCUCCGUGGGCCGAGGUGAUGUGGCUGAAGAGAUUGGAGACGAGGAAGCUGAGGGAGGUGUACUUCCCCGUCUGUGACCGCAUCAGCGGGUGGCGGUCGCCGGCGACGAGGGAGGAGUGGGUCGAGACGAGGCGACGAGAGGAAUCCGAGGUCUCGGACCGGUGGAGGGAAGUUCAGAGGGAGUUUGGAUCCGGCGGUAAGAGGGGAAGGCAGGGGGACGAGGAAGAAGAUGGCGAAAUGGGGUCGUUCUUUUCGGAUAUUAGUGCGGUCGUGAAGGCGUUGGGGAGAUUCCUCGAGGACGAGGUUCGUUCGUCACCGUGGCCUGGCAGGCGCGGCGGAGAGGGAGAGAAGAAGCGCGAGGGAAAGACUGCUGAGGAUGGCGAUGAGCCCGAGACGGAAAAUGACCUGUACUCGAUCAUUCGGUCUGCCUUCAACGAGUCGGAGCGAUCGCUGUCUACGCUUUUCAAGUCUAUCGCCGAGGGCCGACGUGACAACAGCUUCUGGGAACCCAAGCCGGCAUCUCAGCCAAAGACUGAGACCACAGAGAUCGUGGAGGACGGUAUCACCAAGAAGACUACCAAGACCGAAUAUAAGGACGACCGGGGCAACAAGCGCUCCAAGAUUGAGACCAUCUGGACCGAUGAAGACGGCCGCGUUAUUCUGAAACAGGUCCAGAGUUCGAGUGAGCGUUCACACCAGUGGCACGCGACGUUCGGAGGGCACGACAAUGCCAGCGAUGCCAUUGAAGAUGAAAAAUUCCAUGAUCAUGACAAGGAGCAAGCCAAUAGCUCGAAAGAACGGAGGAAGGAGGGCGGCUGGUUCUGGAAAUGAAGCAAAGAUUGACUGGCCGGUGGGCCGAAUGAGCACUUCACAAAUCCCCACUCCUUUCUGUCAGAGAUCGAUGGGUAUGAAUUCUGUCUGUAUGGAAGGCUUUAUUAAAGCUGCUUCUAGCUGUAUAUAUUCAACCUCACUCAAACUGCCUCCUGAACAUACAAUAUGCCAAGUCAUAUGCGACUUUGGGUUUUGCUGAGCAAGUUAGUGAUGCUGCUCAGCUGCUUGGUUAAAUACUACUGAGUAAAUAA